UGUUCAACUCUUUCCUUUCUUUCACUCUCAUUCUCUGUAACAUGAACUUAAACUUGUUUUUUUUGUUUGUGGUUUCACAGUUGUCACACUUCCUGUCCAAAAGCCCAAGUUAGAAUCUAAAAGAAGUCUAUUACUACUCAGUGCUACUACAUCUUUGCUAGAUGAAUUAGGACACCUGUCUAAUUACCGGAGCCACUACGUGAUCAGAAAUGCAGGUUCCUCUUCUGAUCUUAAACACUCUGGAUGAGCUGGGUGCUGAUGAUUUCAAGAGGUUUUGGUGGAACCUCACCCAGCCUGUGCUGGACGGAUGUCAGCCUAUUCGUAAGGGCCAUCUGGAGAAUGGAGACCGACAGGACAUCGUCAGUAAGAUGAUAACCAGCUACGGGGAAGAAACAGCUGUGAAUGUGGCUGUUGAAAUCCUGAAGAGGAUGAAUCACAACAACGCUGCGGAGAUGUUAAAGAAAACAUAUGCAGGUGGAUCAACAGCUGCACAAACCCCGCCUGCUACACCUCCCUCCUCCUCCUCUUCCUCGGGUUUGAGCUCCACAGCUGGUGCCACAGUUUGUGCCCAGGGUAGAAGUGUCAUCGUGGCGCCCAACAUCACAGGCACCAGCUCUGGUGUAUCAAUUAAUAUGAACAUAAAUAACUGAUUCUGUGUUUGAUGUUAAAUGGUUUUACACCUCAUUAAAAUGUUUGACAUCUUGUGCAUUGUCCCUUAGAGUCUGUAAGCUGAAAAACCUGCUCGAGGGGUUUCUUGAAUUAAAGUGGAUUGAUUUCUGCAGACA
Messenger RNA from Etheostoma spectabile (orangethroat darter), 785 nucleotides. RefSeq names its product pyrin. The record is from RefSeq and is a predicted model, not a curated record. The transcript has 3 exons. NCBI's taxonomy places the organism in Eukaryota, Metazoa, Chordata, Actinopteri, Perciformes, Percidae. The coding region runs from base 210 to 650 and encodes 146 amino acids.